CACUGACCAAACGACCAAAUCUAUAUGAAAAUGUUUCCGCUGCGAAGUCAGUCGUUGUCGAUUCAUCAGUAUAAUAAGUGCUUGCUCAGGAAAGAUACAGCCACAGCAACAGCAGCAGCGGUUGUAGCAACAAUAAUAAGGCGCGUAACUAAAUUUACGAAAUACGAGAAUUGUAGUGUAAUAACAAAAAACACCGACACCAACAACGGAGUGUCGUCAGUGUCCCUGAAUCGUUACUUCCCUCAACGUAAACAACAAACACCGUUUGCCUACCCACUGACCACAUUUGUUUCGAGUAAUCGUGCAAUUACAACAACAAUGUCAAAUAAAAGUGAUGAUAUAAAUGUACGUAACUACUAUAAUGUGGCUUUAGAAUUGGUAAUGAAAUGUGGUCCACUGGUGCGAGAGGGUUACAACACAACUAAUGCGGAUUACAAACAGAAAUCGGAAUUUUUCGAUUUAGUCACUAAAUAUGAUAAACAAAUCGAAGAUAUACUCAUUGAGGGUUUGCAAAAAGCUUUUCCCGAAUCGAAAUUCAUUGGUGAGGAGGCUGCAGCGGAAAGCGGUAAAGUGCCAGAACUAACUGAUGCACCCACAUGGAUUAUUGAUCCCAUUGAUGGUACAACAAAUUUCAUACAUCGCAUACCACAUUGGUGUAUAUCGGUUGGGUUGGCCAUUAAUAAGGAAUUGGUGGUGGGUAUUGUGUAUAAUCCCAUAGCAAAUGAAAUGUACUCAGCAUCGAAGGGAAAUGGCGCUUAUUUAAAUGGGCAGCCUAUACAUGUCAAAAAAUGUAAUAAAAUGAACGAUGCCGUGUUAGCUUACGAAAUCUCGCUCAUCCAUGCACCCGCAGUACGUGACAAGAAUGUGAAACGCCUUUCGAAACUUGCCGCUAAUAGUACAGGCACCCGUUGCAUCGGCAGCGGCGCACUGACCCUGUGCUAUGUUGCACGCGGUAGCUUCGAUUGCUAUCAUGUGGAAGAUCUACAAGCAUGGGACAUUGCAGGUGGUGCAGUUAUAUUACGUGAAGCCGGUGGUGUUCUCUAUCAUACCAAAGGUGGAGAAUUCGAAAUAAUGAAACCAAAUUUGAUAGCGGCUGCAACACCAGAAUUAGCAAAGAUCAUGGUGGGUUUGAUUGAGGAAGCCGAUGCUUUGACUGAUUUCACAUUUAAAUAAUGUAUGCUGCGCUGAUUUUAACGAACUCAGUUGGGUUACUCUUCUAUAACUUUUUAAAUUUAAUCUCAAAGCAUAAGAACGAGAAAUUAUUGCAAUAAUAGUGAAAUAAAAUAUUGAAAAACUUA
Molecule: messenger RNA, 1298 nt
Organism: Anastrepha obliqua
Lineage: Eukaryota; Metazoa; Arthropoda; Insecta; Diptera; Tephritidae
Exons: 3
Coding region: 25-1173 (382 amino acids)
Biological process (GO): signal transduction; phosphatidylinositol phosphate biosynthetic process; inositol metabolic process
Molecular function (GO): inositol monophosphate 1-phosphatase activity
Source: RefSeq, a predicted model, not a curated record